Molecule: messenger RNA, 240 nt
Organism: Ostreococcus tauri
Lineage: Eukaryota; Viridiplantae; Chlorophyta; Mamiellophyceae; Mamiellales; Bathycoccaceae
Product: unnamed product
Exons: 1
Coding region: 1-240 (79 amino acids)
Source: RefSeq, a predicted model, not a curated record
AUGUCGUGCGCGCGUAGUGUGUGGGAUCUGGGGGGGUGUGGGUUCGCGGUGACGACGGCGAAGGCGUGCGGGGCGCCGGGAUUGAAGGAUGUGGCGCGCGGAAUCGGCGCGCGCGACGCGUUCGAUGCGAUGGACGAGGGAUUACGCGCGUUGGUCGAGCCGCGAUGGGUGAAGCGAGGCAGAGAUGACGCGCAGAACAUCCAUGGUGCGAUAACGGACGUCGAGGAGGCGUUACGUUGA